GUUCUGGGCGGAAUGCUUAAGCAAGCGGCGCUAGGACCCCCGGGCAGAGACUCCGGGAAGUGGGAAGGGGGGUGGGAAGAAAUGCCUUACAUGGUCCCCUCUGCGGUCACCGUCUGAGCUCGCCGCCCAAAAUAGUUCCUGGCGCCAGUUGGCCUAUCUCAUGGCUGGGACAUGGCUGCUGCCUCCGACCGGGUGGAGGUGGGUGCCCCCUGGGGCCCCGCGCGUUUAGAGCCCCCUUCCACUCGUUUCCAUCGGGUGCAUGGAGCCAACAUCCGUGUGGACCCCUCGGGGACGCGGGCCACACGCGUGGAGAGCUUCGCUCACGGUGUGUGCUUCAGUCACGAGCCGUUGGCCCCUGGCCAGGUAUUCCUGGUGGAGAUCGAGGAGAAAGAGCUGGGCUGGUGCGGACACCUGCGCCUCGGCCUAACUGCGCUGGACCCCUCCAGUCUGGCCACCGUACCCGAGUUUUCGCUGCCCGACCUAGUCAACCUGGGCCACACUUGGGUCUUCGCCAUCACGCGCCACCACAACCGCGUGCCCCGAGAGGGCCAACACGAGGCAGAGGUAGUGGUCCCCAGCCGACCCCCGGCCCUCCUGGAAGAACCAUAUCUGUGCAUUGAGCAGUUCCGAAUCCCCCGGGACCGCCUGGUGGGCCGCAGCCAGCCAGGGCUCUAUAGCCACCUUUUGGACCAGCUCUAUGAGCUGAACGUUUUGCCUCCCACCGCGCGCCGUAGCCGCCUGGGCGUUCUCUUCUGCCCGCACCAGGAUGGCACCGCCGACAUGCACAUCGUCAUCAACGGCGAGGACAUGGGCCCUAGUGCCCGGGGGCUGCCAGCUGCUCAGCCCCUCUACGCGGUGGUGGACGUGUUUGCCUCCACCAAGAGUGUGCGCCUGGUCCAGCUCGAGUAUGGCCUGCUGUCCCUGCAGACUCUGUGCCGCCUAGUGAUCCAGAGGAGCGUGGUGCACCGGCUGGCCAUUGACGGGCUCCACUUGCCCAAGGGACUUAAGGAUUUCUGCAAGUAUGAGUGAAAGUCUGCAGAGAGCAGGACCCCAGAGCUGUGGCUGGUCUGAAGUGGGCCACACUGCUGCCAACCAGGACCAGAAAUAAACACAGCCGAUGCUGACAUUCUGAGCAUUGGAGGGUCUCCUUGCCCCCGCAGCACUUCUAGAAUCACUGUGAGUCGGCAAGUCAGUCAGAGAGAACAUUUUAGACUCUUGUCUAUCUACAUCAGGGCUUCCUAGCCUGGCCACUCUUUAGAGUUAUUUGGGAUACUUGGGGAUUUAGAUCAGUAGAAGAGAGCUUGCUUGGCAAAUGCAAGGCUCUGAGUUUGGUCCCCAGAACCAAA
Castor canadensis (American beaver) is the source of this 1346-nucleotide messenger RNA. It is a transcript of the gene Neurl2, whose product is annotated as neuralized E3 ubiquitin protein ligase 2. Gene Ontology annotation, molecular function: ubiquitin protein ligase activity. NCBI's taxonomy places the organism in Eukaryota, Metazoa, Chordata, Mammalia, Rodentia, Castoridae. The record is from RefSeq and is a predicted model, not a curated record. Gene Ontology annotation, biological process: intracellular signal transduction.